Messenger RNA from Ciona intestinalis (vase tunicate), 1980 nucleotides. The record is from RefSeq and is a predicted model, not a curated record. Lineage: Eukaryota; Metazoa; Chordata; Ascidiacea; Phlebobranchia; Cionidae.
GUAAACCCUAUAGACAGCUUUAAACCAAAUACAAACAUGUUGUUCAAUUUAAGUGUAAAAGUACAUGAAAAAGUUGGAAAUAAGCACAGUGUUUUAUAAGUUAUAUUUUUCUAUAAUAAUAGCUUCAUCAACUCAAUCUGUUGCUAUCAAAAACAUCCAAUAGAUGACUAAAUAAAAUGUAGAAUAUUUUCGAUUCAGCAAAUUUUUAUAAGAAAGCAAAGGAUAUUUUUAUAGUAGUAAAAGAAAAUAUGAACCAGUGUCUUAAAUACAGCAUUCGAUGUUUAGCGCUAGCGAGCUAUGUGGCGCAGUCAAAUGCUCAAGGUUUGUCGCCGCAAGAUUCACUAGUUGCCUUCAUUGUAUUGGGGGUAGUAACAAUAAUGGCAAUUCUAAUUGUUGCUCUGUCUCUUUAUUUGCUUUAUAGAAGAUUAAAAGCAUCGAAUGGUAAUCUUUCUACUUCAUCGCUGGUUGCAUAUGAAAAUCCAGUAGCUGCUGCUGAGUCUGCACCGAAAGGAACGGGGUUACGAGAAACGAAAUCAUUUCAGGAAAUCGGCACACAAACCGUUCCUACCACCGACAUUACUGAGAACGCAGAUGACGGCCAAAAAUAUGCAAAUGAGAAAUCCACAUCUAUUCAAAAUAAUGAUUUUGUUCAAGAGGAUGUUUUUGUGUUCAAAAGCUCUUACUCUUCAACGUCGAACCAUGACCAGCAUGAACAUCAGCCUCGCUCUCGACCCAACCUUGAACGACGGAAGUCCCGAGAUGAUAUCGUGUUUCAAUCUGGUUGGAGAAAAACCGUAAAGUUGUUGGAUCUGAUCAAGGCGAAUGUUAUAAGGGAGUCAAGAGUUCUACAGCUUGAACACGAAACAAUCACAGAAGAAGAAGUCGAAAAAGAAUUGAAACCUUAUCUUAUUGGAAAAUAUCCUAUUGCGGGAAUCUACAACGACGUAGCUGGCUGCAAAAUGUCAUUAUAUGAUGCAUACAAAGAUAGCAUUAUUUCUAGAGGUACGGCCCUUAGUUUAUUGGAAGCACAAGCUGCCGUUGGUAGCAUUAUUGAUCCACAUAAAGGUAGCAAGAUGGGCGUUGCUGAUGCUCUUCAACAAGAGUUGCUCGAUAAAAACUUUGCUGCCGUGCUUUUUAGAGCAGAACGUGCUGUAACUGGGUACAAAGUAAAAGAUUCAAACGAGAAACUAUCUUUGUUUCAAGCCAUGCAAAAGGGUCUUGUGGUUGAAAAACAUGGCAUUCGAUUACUGGAAGCUCAAAUUGCCACUGGUGGUAUUAUUGACCCAGUAGCAAAUCAUAGAUUACCAGUGGAGGUCGCGUUUGAACGAGGUUUGUUUAACGAGAGAUUACAUCGAACACUUGAAGAUCCUACUGAUGAUACAAAAGGUUUUCUUGACCCGAAUACAAAAGAGAAUCUCACAUAUUUGGAACUUCUUGAACGAUGUGUUGAAGAUCCAGACACGGAGCUGCUGUUGUUGCCACUUGUUCGGCCAGAAGAAAAAAAAUAUUAUAAAGGCGGGCACUUGGAAGAGACAUCGAUUAGAACCAGAAUGUCUGUCUCAAAAAGUCGAACAAUCAGUUCGUCGUCUACAGAAGAAGGGUGACAGAAGAGGAAGCUUUGUACAUACAUUUCUUUCAUCAACCGAGAAAUCUAGCCGUUCUUGGUUGUUUAUAUUAUUGGUUGCUUCUUAACAAGUAAUAAUAAAAUGAUUUAGGCAUUUUAAGCCAAAUUGAAAGAUAAAGUUUCAAUUCUUUAAUAAUGAUUUGGCGCGUUUUAGUCUAAUUUUAUUGCCGAGAAAAGGCUGGUACAUUUCUUAAAUAUUUGUUGGUUAAAUGCAACAGCUCAAAAAUAUCGUAUAGUAUAAAAUAAAGCAAUGGUUAUCACAUAACGCCUUUUUUAUUUUUAAGUUAUUGCAUACUAUGUAUUCUAUUUCUUUUGAUUACCGCAACGUUAUGAUAAAUAUAAGUUACAUACAUUCA